Salarias fasciatus (jewelled blenny) is the source of this 1093-nucleotide messenger RNA. RefSeq names its product kallikrein-6-like. The transcript is spliced from 7 exons. NCBI's taxonomy places the organism in Eukaryota, Metazoa, Chordata, Actinopteri, Blenniiformes, Blenniidae. The coding region runs from base 1 to 831 and encodes 276 amino acids. Gene Ontology annotation, molecular function: serine-type endopeptidase activity. Gene Ontology annotation, biological process: proteolysis. The record is from RefSeq and is a predicted model, not a curated record.
AUGAGAACGAUGGCUCUUCUCAAACUUCUUCUUCUCAUGCUGUGGCUUGGUCUCGCUACGAGCUCGGAGCUGCAUCGUCAGAGGAGAGUCAUUGGAGGUGCGACGUGUGGAACAACCGAGCGUCUGUACCAUGUGAAACUGGAGGCGACAGGUGGAGGGAGUACAGGUCGCUGCGGAGGCUCUCUGAUCAGUCCCCAGUGGAUUCUCACUGCAGCUCACUGCUGGAAACCCGGGAGGACCAUGUCUGCAACCGUAGGAGUUCACCCGGGUCCAGGAGAGCAGCCGCAAGUCAUUACUGAACAUCACAUCUUUCAGGACCAAAAUCGGAGGAGUCAUGACAUCAUGCUGCUGAAGCUGCCUAAUCGGUUGCCGGAUCGGUCUGCACUUGUAGCCCUUCCUGACUGUCGAACUCCGCCCACCUUAGGAGAUUGCGUUCGGGCGGCAGGAUAUGCUUCUGAUCGGAUGGGCCCAAACAAUAGAAGAAUACCUGGUGAGUCCAGGACUCUUCAAUGUGCCAACUUUGACAUUGUGGACUGCACAAAUCUCCGGAACAUUAUGAACAUCGAUGCCCAGGACCCUCUGAACAUCUUUGCACAAGCCACACGGUAUCAGCACUGGUUCUGCAUUCAAAGCCCUGGAAAGGACAUAUGUCUAGGAGACUCUGGUGGAGGUGUGGAGUACGACCACAAGAUUUAUGGAGUCAUUUCUUUCACCGGUAGUCUUAGGCUCGCCUGUACCCAAGCAGCUGGCAUUAUGGACGUUUGCAGAUACAUCGAUUGGAUCAAGGAAACCAUCAAGGAGCCCAGAUGUAAAUUAAACUGUAUUGGAUAACUGCAUAUAUUUGGAAAUGCUGUGCAUCUGCUCCAACUUCAUUCUUUCCUAAUAUCGAACUUCCAAAAUAUUGCUUGCCUAUAAAGUCUCAUCAUUCGAGAUGUUGUUCUCUCACGUCUCUCAGUGCAGAUGAAAAUAAAUGGAACUGCUUUGACAAAAGAAAAACUGUACACUGACUUUCAUUACAUUUUCAAGAAUACCUUUUAAUGACUGGAAUAAUCAUCAAUAACAUGUAAUGAAAUCUACAAAAGAGUUGAGCAGC